Triticum turgidum subsp. durum (durum wheat) is the source of this 195-nucleotide messenger RNA. NCBI's taxonomy places the organism in Eukaryota, Viridiplantae, Streptophyta, Magnoliopsida, Poales, Poaceae. The record is from the annotation of a GenBank genome assembly.
AUGGGAGACGGUAAGAAAUCCAGCCCCGGUUUCUGGUCGGUGGUGGGGUCUUGGUUUGCUUGCUUUCGUCGCCCAGCUAAGGCCAAGGCGGCGAGCGCCGGCGGCCGGACCACCACGUAUGAAUAUGGUCCAGCCGACGGGAUGGUGGCGGCGGCCAGACAUUUCUCCAGUGCUCACAAAAUAAACUUUGGAUGA